Tupaia belangeri chinensis (Chinese tree shrew) is the source of this 6358-nucleotide messenger RNA. It is a transcript of the gene CASP8AP2, whose product is annotated as caspase 8 associated protein 2. Gene Ontology annotation, molecular function: transcription corepressor activity. Gene Ontology annotation, cellular component: PML body; mitochondrion. Gene Ontology annotation, biological process: Fas signaling pathway; extrinsic apoptotic signaling pathway via death domain receptors. The transcript is spliced from 11 exons. Lineage: Eukaryota; Metazoa; Chordata; Mammalia; Scandentia; Tupaiidae. Bases 13 to 5982 code for a protein of 1989 amino acids. The record is from RefSeq and is a predicted model, not a curated record.
CCAAAAUCUGAAAUGCUCAAAACAUCUGAAACUUUGAGUGCUAACAUGAUACUAUGGCGACUAUCAAAAGGCAAUAGGAUCAUGGCAGCAGAUGAUGAGAAUGGUGAUGGAACAAGUUUGUUUGAUGUCUUUACUGCUUCUCCUCUUAAAAAUAAUGAUGAAGGUUCAUUGGACAUAUAUGCUGGGUUGGACAAUACUGUUUCUGAUAGCGCUUCCAAAUCCUGUGUACCAUCCCGAAAUUGUUUGGAUUUAUAUGAAGAGAUUCUGACUGAAGAAGGAACUGCAAAGGAGGCAACAUAUAAUGAAUUGCAGGUAGAAUAUGGAAAAUGUCAGCUGCAAAUGAAAGAGCUGAUGAAAAAGUUUAAGGAAAUACAGACACAGAAUUUCAGCUUAAAAAAUGAAAACCAGUCUCUUAAGAAGAAUAUUUCAGCACUUAUCAAAACUGCCAGAGUGGAAAUAAACCGUAAGGAUGAAGAAAUAAAUAAUCUUCACCAAAGAUUGUCUGAGUUUCCACAUUUUCGAAAUAAUCUUAAAACUGCAAGGACAUCAGAUACAGUUAAAACAAAAGAUCUUAAAUCUAGAUCUCCUCAUUUGGAUGAUUGUUCAAAGACUGAUCACAGAAUUAAAAAUGAUGGUUCUAAAGAUGUACAUCAUAGCACUUCACUGCCAAACCUGGAAAAGGAAGGAAAAUCAUAUUCUGAAAAAAAGAGCACUUUGCAUUUGCCUGCAUCUGUUGAGAAACACUGCACCAAUGGCAUCUGGUCACGUUCUCAUCACCAGGUUGGUGAGGGUAGCUCAAAUGAGGAUAAUAAAAGAGGGAGAAAGGAUAUUAGACAUAACCAGUAUAGCAAAGGAACUGAUAGACUACGAAAAGAUUUAAGUGCUAGCUGUGGUGUUGGCGAACCAAGGAACAUGGAGGCUAGUCAAAGGCUACAAGGGCGUCCUGAGAAAUAUAGUAAAGGUGAACCAAAGGCUGAAAGCAGAACUUCAAAGUUUAAAAGUAACACAGAUUUGGAUUAUAAAAGCGAACGCAUUAAUUCUUCUUGGGAGAAAGAGACUUCUAGAGAAAGGCCACACACUCGAGUGGAAUCUCAAAGUGACAAAAAACUAGAAAGACAAAGUGAAAGAUCACAAAAUACAAAUAGGAAAGAAUUUAAACCACAAGAUAAAGAAGAAAGAAGAGUUGAUUUGAAACCUAAAUCAGUAUUGAAGGAUCAGGAUCAUUGGAGAAGAUCUGAACGAGCAUCAUUUCCUUAUUCCAAGAAUGAAAUUACAAAAUCUCAUAAUUCAAGUAAAUACCAUCUAGAAGAAAGAAGAGGAAGGGAAGAUUGUAAAAGAGAAAGGAGUAUAAACAGUCAUAGUUUUCAGGAUGGAAGAUGUUCAUCUUUUCUUUCAAGCAGUAGAACUCACAAACAUAUUGACUCCAAAGAAGGUGAUACUAUGCACCAAUGGGAAAAUCCACCUUUAAAAGCAGAAAGGCAUAGAACUGAAGAUAAGAGGAAAAGGGAACGAGAAAGCAAAGAAGAAAAUAGGCAUAUGAGAAAUGAAAAAAACCCUACAGAACAUUUGCAGAAGACUAACAAAGAAAUUAAGAAAACCACUACCAAUUUAAAGAGACAGAAUGAGCCAACAAAUGAUAAAGGUGACAUCUCUAACGAAAUUUCUAAAGGAACAGAUAAUAGAGAUCUUUCAGUGAAAGCUGAGAGUGGUCCAAAUGAAACAAAAAACAAAGACUUAAAGUUGAGUUUUAUGGAAAAAUUAAAUUUAACUCUUUCUCCUGCAAAAAAGCAGCCUGUUUCUCAAGAUAAUCAUCAUAAAAUAAUUGAUACUCCUAAGUCCAGUGAUGGGAGUGAUUUGGAGUCCAUAGUGCAAGCUAAAACAGCAACAUGUGUUCCUUCUGUCAAUGAAGGUAUCACAGAGGAAACCAAAUCCAAGUUAAUAGAACCAAAGGAUGCUGAACCCAAGAUCAGUAUUAUAGAAAGCAAAAUGGAAGAAGAAAAUAGUUUGUUAGUUAAAUCUGUGGAGAAUGCUGGGCAUUGCGAAUUACCUGUUUAUGGUGCAGAGAUUUCUUUCUCAACACCUGUGGAAAUGGAACAAACAGAAUCCUUGUUUCCGUCAUCAGCAGAAAUGAUACAGACUAUUGAUGUUACUAGAGCAGCAGCUCCUGUGGUAAUGGGUGUAUUACAAACAGAUGUUUCUCCAAAUUUUGCCCUGGAAUCAAAUACCAAAAAAAAUGAUGGCUUAAAUUCUUGUGAUACUUCUGAGGGUGUGGAAAUGAAGGCAGCUAUUUCAGUGAAAGUGGCUGAAACCAGUGAAAGCAUUUUACAGCCUUCAGUUAAAGAAGCUGGCAUUUUGCCAACAACCUUCUCAGAAGAUAAUAACCCCAAAUUUGAACCUUCACUUGUAGAAACACCACAAGUUGAAAAUAAGUCUUGUCAUUUGGAGACUUGCUUACCUAAGGAGACUCUACAAUCUUCACUUCCACAGGCUGAGUUGAUGGACCAUAGAGUGGAAACUGGUGAAACUAACUCAUUAUAUCAUGAUGAUGAUAACUCCGUUUUGAGUAUUGACCUUAAUCAUCUGAGACCUAUUCCAGAAGCCAUAAGUCCUCUGAAUAGUCCAGUGAGACCUGUAGCAAAAGUUCUUAGAAUGGAAAGCCCAUCCCGAGUUCCAUUAUGUAACAGUCCUAAAGAUGUAUAUCCACCAAAUUCAACUCAUCCUACCUCCAAGAAUCACUCAGAUCUCAAUAAGGAAAACCAGAAGCCAAUUCGAAAAUCUGACAGAUAUGCAGAGGAAGACUUCCGUAAAACUUCAUCUUUAGAUGAAUUAGAAGAAGGAGAAAUUAUAAGUGACAGUGAAAUAUCUAAACCACAAAAAGGUUUUGAAAAAUCUGCCAAGCCUAGAGCUUCUGCCGAAAUGCAGAACACACGGACUAGGCCAAGAAGUAGAAAAAGUACUGUGCAUUUGGCUAAAGACAAUAGGAAAACAUCUGUAAAUACCCAUCAGAACAACAGCAAGUGGAAUAAAAGACCAAGUGAAUCUAGCAGAUCUUCAAAAACAGAGAAGAAAGAUAAAACAAUGAGCACGUCCAGCUUGGAGAAAAUAGUUCCAAUUAUUGCUGCACCCUCUUCUAUACGAGAGAUUAUGCACAUGUUACGAAUGAUAAGAAAACAUGUAAGAAAAAAUUACAUGAAAUUCAAGGUCAAAUUUUCAUUAAUACAAUUUCAUAGAAUUAUUGAAUCAGCAAUUUUGAGUUUUACAUCACUAAUUAAACACCUCGACUUAUCCAAAAUCUUUAAGUCAGUGACUACUUUACAGAAGAAUCUCUGUGAUGUUAUAGAUUCUAAACUUAAGCAAGUUAAAAAGAAUGGUAUAGUUGAUCGUUUAUUCGAACAGCAACUACCAGAUAUGAAAAAAAAACUGUGGAAGUUUGUGGAUGAACAACUUGAUUAUUUGUUUGCAAAACUUAAGAAAAUUUUAGUAAAAUUUUGUGAUUCUGUAAACUUUGGAAGUGACAGUGAUGAAGGAAAACUUGAAAAAACAAGGAAAGAUAAAGCACAAUAUUCAAAUUGUGAGAAAGGGAAUAUGGACAACUCUAACAAAGCAUUGCUGAAAGAAAAAUCACCAAAAUCUGAAGAUUCUGUUCAUUGUAAGUCUUUACUGGGAUGUAAAAAAUCUGAGGAAAAACAGCAGGACCAAAGUAACUCCAGUAUUAACACAGUAAAGCAUGACAAAAAAAGUUUCAAUACCUGCUUUGAUAAGAUAAAGAACUCUCAGUGUGAAAAGCACUCCUUGGAACUGCCCUGCCCAAGCACCCCAAAGCCAGGAAAAACAGAGAGCAGUAUCAUAGAGGAUGUACAGACAACCCAGCAUGCAGCUCUGAAGCCAGAACGUAGUUUUGAAAUUCUUACUGAACAGCAAGCUUCUAGCCUUACUUUUAAUUUAGUGAGUGAUGCACAGAUGGGUGAAAUAUUUAAAAGUUUGUUGCAAGGUUCUGAUCUUUUGGACAGCAAUGUUACUUGUAAUGAAAAAAGUGAGUGGGAGUUAAAGACUCCAGAGAAACAGCUACUGGAGAGUCUUAAGUGUGAAUCCAUACCAGCUUGUACAACAGAAGAACUAGUUUCAGGGGUGGCUUCUCCAUGUCCUAAAAUUAUUAGUGAUGAUAACUGGUCCUUAUUAUCAUCUGAAAAAGGUCCAACUCUGUCUUCAGGGCUUUCGUUGCCAGUUCAUCCUGAUGUGUUAGAUGAAAGUUGUAUGUUUGAAGUGUCUACUAACAUAACUUUAAGUAAAGAUAAUGUGUGUAGUUCAGAAAAGAGUAAACCUUGCAUUUCUUCCAUACUUCUUGAAGAUCUAGCAGUCUCUUUAACAGUACCAUCACCUCUGAAGUCAGAUGGUCAUCUUAGUUUCUUAAAGCCUGAAGUUUUGUCUAGUUCAACUCCUGAAGAAGUUAUUAGUGCCCAUUUUAGUGAGGAUGCCUUACUUGAAGAAGAAGAUGCAUCUGAGCAAGAUAUUCAUUUAGCUCUGGAGUCUGAUAAUUCGAGUAGUAAAUCAAGUUGUUCUUCAUCAUGGACAAGCCGGUCUGUUGCUCCAGGCUUUCAGUACCACCCUAAUCUACCCAUGCAUGCUGUCAUAAUGGAAAAGUCCAACGAUCAUUUCAUUGUGAAAAUACGGCGUGCAGCACCUUCUACCUCCCCUGGUAUUACACAGAGUAUGGUGGCAGAUGAAUCAUUGGCAUCUUUGCCCAGAGUGGAAAAGGAAGCUGGUGAGGUAGCAGAGAAAGAAUAUAUCCCAUGUCAGGACACAGUUUUAAAAUCUGUGGAAGAAUUGGAAAAUUCCAACAAAAAUGUUGAUAGCAGUAAACCAACCUGUGAAGAACAGAACUCUAUGAUACAAACACAGGUUCCCGAUAUAUAUGAAUUUCUUAAAGAUGCUUCAGGUAAAGUGGAUCAUAGUGAUGGAGUAGCUGAUGAAUGUUUGAAGCUUCAUCAAGCAUGGGAACCAAAAGUGCCUGAAAGUAUUGAAGAAUUACCUUCAAUGGGAGAGAACCCACAUUCUGUUGAGGAUCAUCUUCAGAACACAUACAUAGACCUAACAAAAGAGCCGGUCACUGAGACCAAAAACUUGGGGGAGUUCAUAGAAGUAACAGUGUUAAAUAUGAAUCAGUUGGAAUGUCCUGGAGACAAUAUAGAUCAAAAUGCUCAAACAUUAGAGAAUUCUUUGCAGCCUAAUCCUGUACAUGCUUUUAUUGAUUUGACACAAAAUACUUCAAGUGAGAGUAAAACUGAAGGUAACUGUCCUGCAUUAGCUGUUGAAAGCUUGGAGUGUCAGGUGAUAUGUGUAGAUGAAGAUAACUGUAAGGAAGAGGAGGUACACAAGGCAAAGAAGCCUUUGGAAUGCAUUGUUGAGGAAACCUGUGUUAAUUUGACCACAAAAUCUCCUAGUUCAUGUGAAAUUAAAAAGGAUGAUUUAAAAUCAGAGCCAACAUCAACUUCUGAUAGUUCAGAGUUACCUGGGACUUUGGAAAAUGCUCAAAAAAAGAGAAAAAACCUUUCUGAUCUGAAUCAUUCUCAGAAAAAACAAAGAAGGGAAAUAGACUUCAUCAGUAAGGAAAAGACUAAGAAACUUACCCAAGAUUCUGGUGAUAAUGGUGAAGUGCACCAAAAGAAAGCCAAAAAAAGGGCCUCUGCUGUGAAUAAAAAUCCUUCAUCAUUAAAGGCAAGCCCGGGAAUCAAGGACUCAACAGCAGCACAUGCCACUUUUCCUAUAAGCCUUUCUGCAAAGAAUGUUAUUAAAAAGAAAGGAGAAAUUAUAGUUUCAUGGACAAGAAAUGAUGACCGGGAAAUCUUACUAGAGUGUCAGAAAAGAGGGCCAUCAUUGAAAACAUUUACGUAUUUAGCUGUCAAGUUGAAUAAAAAUCCAAAUCAGGUUUCAGAAAGAUUCCAGCAGCUAAUGAAGCUCUUUGAAAAGUUAAAAUGCAGAUAAGAUGCUGAAUUCCUUGGAGUCUUAAUUGAUAUUGCAUACUACACAGAAGCUUCAAAUUCCUCAUGUUUUAAUGGGGAACUAGAGGGAGGUUUUACCCCAUUUUUGAUCAAUAGAUUUUUUAUUGCUUGCUGACUCUAUUUUCAGUAGCACGAUCAGCUUGUUCUAGUCAUCAGUCCAGUUUGCUUACCUGUUAUUGGUUGAAAUGUUUAUUUUUAAACAUGUUAGAACUUGGUAUCAAAAUGAAAGCAACAAUGAUGUACUAUUGAAAUAUUAAUUUUGAUAUUUCAGGGACAUGACUUUUGUUUUCUAAAAUUUUUAAAGGUUUUGUAAUGUUUUAAAUGACUGUUUAGUUCAAGUUUUCAUCCAUUUUUAUUUG